Messenger RNA from Larimichthys crocea (large yellow croaker), 5911 nucleotides. RefSeq names its product kinesin family member 14 (gene kif14). The record is from RefSeq and is a predicted model, not a curated record. Gene Ontology annotation, biological process: microtubule-based movement. The transcript is spliced from 29 exons. Lineage: Eukaryota; Metazoa; Chordata; Actinopteri; Sciaenidae. Bases 253 to 5067 code for a protein of 1604 amino acids. Gene Ontology annotation, molecular function: ATP binding; microtubule binding; microtubule motor activity.
UCAGCAGCGGAGUCAGUUUGAAAUUGAAGCGGGCGAUGGCGGAAGCGACGAGAGGACAAUAACAAAAACAGUUUGCUUGAACGCAAUUUAUUUUAUACAGAUGGAUUUAUUCGUUUUUAAUUAACCUAUCAGGCUGUGCUGGCGUCCAGUCUUCCAUAUGUUUUAUGUAUUUGUUGUAUUAGGUCGCGUAACCUGGAGUUGAGUUUCCGUUAGUGAGUUUAUAUUAACGUUUUGUUUUUGUUUAUAGCAGCCAUGUCGCUAUUUAGUGUACAAGCGAGGAAGCACACGGCUUAUUAUGAUCAUCUAAUGUCAACAUCGACGUCCAGGACGCCGAGCAGAGACCGAAAAGUGACCGACAGAGGUGACAUAACAUCCGGAGAGUCUGCGUGUGAAGACAGCAGGCUGUCCGAUAAAAGCCGACAGGUGAACAGGACCUAUGUGAUCUCUGCGCUGGCAAAGAGCGCCACUCCUCACCGUGCCCGACUCACUCUGCAGAGGAGGUCAAGGAGGAAAACCGGGGCCGAACCAGCGGAUAAGACGAUGGUUGAAAGCAGCCAGGAUAGCACACCAGCACCGGAGAAGAGGCUGACCCUGCAGCGCAGGACCAGGACUCCCUCGAUGGAUAAGAGGGUCAGCGGCACCGGCCUGCAGCAAACACCUCUCAGUGAACCAAACGGUAGGGCCCCUGUUUUGAUCAGGUCUAUGAGUUUAAGAGAGAAAGGAAGAGAAACUGGUGCUCAGGUGGAAAGCCAGGGGAGGCCGGCGCACAGCAGGACGCCCACCUCCUCAUUCACAGGUAGGCAGCUGGAGGAACAGGCCCAAACCUUUAAAACUCCCACUAAAAAGACCCCGUUUGAGAAGAUCGCCGCCAAGAGAGACGUGUUUGAGAGACUGGCCGGUAAAGAAGUUCCUAAACCAGUGGCAGUCAAAUCUGCAAGUUUGGAGAGGCCCAAAUCCCGAGCACCACAUCCACAACCCGUGCCAACCCCUCGAGUCAGCAAAGCGUCCGCAGGUGUGCUCAAACGACACUCAAAGAGCGCCAGCAUCUCAAGCCAAAGAGGAGAGGUGACCCAGGUCAGGACCUCCACUACUGCGCCAUCACCCACCGAGCAGCCCCUGUCUAGACCCAGUGGAUCUCUGAACCAAAAGGAUCCACUUAAGAUGGAAAACAGUGCAGUGACUGUUGCAGUGCGUGUGCGCCCCUUCAAUGCCAGGGAGAAGGCAGAGAAGGCGCUGCAGGUCAUCUUUAUGAACGGUCAGGAGACUGUUGUCCAGCACCCGGACUCAAAACAGAGCUACUCCUUCACUUAUGACUUCUCCUUUUGCUCGGUGGAUGAGUGUGACCCCACCUUUGCCAGCCAGCAGACGGUGUACGAGACACUGGCCAAACCUUUGCUGCUGAGGGCCUUUGAAGGAUUCAACACCUGCCUCUUUGCUUACGGCCAAACGGGCUCUGGGAAAUCGUACACGAUGAUGGGUUUCGGAGAAGAAGAAGGUGUAAUCCCGCGGUUUUGCGAUGAGCUUUUUUCUAGAUUGUCCUCCAUGGAAAACAAAGAGGUAAAUUGUCAUGUAGAGAUGAGCUACUUUGAAGUGUACAAUGAGAAGAUCCAUGACCUGCUGGUGGCCAGAGAUGAGCCAAACCAGAGGAGCACGCCUCUGAGAGUGAGGGAGCAUCCCGUCCAUGGUCCCUACGUCGCUGACCUCUCUGCGAAUAUUGUGAGCUCAUACAAUGACAUUCAGGGUUGGCUAAAGCUCGGUAACAAGCAGAGAGCCACGGCAGCUACAGGGAUGAAUGACAAGAGCUCCAGAUCUCACUCAGUCUUCACCUUGGUUAUGACUCAGACUCAGACAGAGUUUGUGGAGGGUGAGGAGCACGAGCACAGUAUCACCAGCAGGAUCAACCUGGUGGAUCUGGCAGGCAGCGAACGGUGUAACUCUGCUCAGACAAGUGGAGACCGACUCAGGGAGGGUGCUAGCAUCAACAAAUCCCUGCUCACCCUCGGAAAGGUCAUCUCUGCCCUGGCAGAACAGGCACUGAGCAGAAAGAAGGUCUUCAUACCAUACAGAGAGUCUGUUUUGACAUGGCUGUUGAAAGAGAGCCUCGGUGGCAACUCCAAAACAGCCAUGAUCGCCACACUGAGCCCAGCGGGCAGCAACGUUGAGGAAAGCCUGAGCACUCUGCGCUAUGCCCAGCAGGCCCGCACGAUCAUUAAUGUGGCUAAAGUCAACGAGGACACAAGUGCCAAGCUCAUCAGAGAGUUGAAGGCUGAGGUGGAGAAGCUGCGAGCAGCUCAGAUGAGCUCCCAGGGCAUCGAACCAGAGAGGGUUAGGCUGUUCCAGCAGGAGAUCUCUGGCCUGAGGAGCAAACUCUGUCAGCAAGAGAGAGAAAUGGUCGAGGCCAACCGGGCAUGGAGAGAGAAACUGGAGCAAGCUGAAAUCCGCAAACGUGAAGAAGCCAAAGAGUUACAGAAAGCAGGUGUGACGUUCAAGGUGGACAAUCGUCUUCCUAACCUGGUCAACCUGAACGAGGAUCCUCAGCUGUCUGAGAUGCUUCUCUACAUGAUCAAAGAGGGUCGGACUACAGUUGGCAAGCUCAAGUCUGAGUCCAGUCAUGAUAUCCAGCUGUCAGGAGCCCUCAUCGCUGACCAACACUGUGUUAUAACCAACAUCCAGGACACGGUCAGCAUCACUCCCAUGGAAACUGCCAAAACCUUUGUUAAUGGAAACCUCAUAUCUGAAUCCACCGUUCUACACCAUGGUGACAGGGUGAUUCUUGGCGGAGACCACUACUUCCGCUUCAACCACCCGGCAGAAGUGCAGUCUGGGAAGCGGGUGUCAUGUUGGACGGGUGCAGGGGAUGGCCACAAAGACUUUGAAUUUGCCAAAAAUGAGCUGCUCGCAGCUCAAAGAGCUCAGCUGGAGGCAGAAAUUGAAGAAGCCCAUUUGAAGGCAAAAGAGGAGAUGAUGCUGGGAAUCCAAAUGGCAAAAGAGGUGGCACAGAAAGAGCUAUGUGACCAGAAGGUGCUUUAUGAGGACAGGAUCCGAGCUCUGGAGAGAGAGUUGAAUGGGGAGACUGAGCGGAAGCGCAAACAGGAGUUGGACCAGAAGAGGGUGGCCAGCCAGAUGGAGGAGCUGAAAAUGUCCAAGCGACAGCUGGAGCAGGAGGUCGACACCCACAAGACACGCCUCCGUCUGCACAUGGAGGCUCAGGCGAUGGAGGAACAUCGUGUGCGUCAAGCCAGGAUUGUUGAGGCCCUGGAGGCGGAGAAGAGAAAGAUCAGCACUGAGCUGGAGGAGAUGCAGAAGAAAAGAGCCUUAAGGGAAAAUAACGCAUCCCGAAUUGUCUCUCCACAGUGGGAUGCCAUGAAGUUGUCCCUGAUGAUUGAGGAAGCCAAUAAGAUCAGUGCAAAGCUGAGGAAAAACACAGUUUUCAGCAGACAUGAAAGCUGCGAUGAUACGAACCUGCAGGUGCGGGUUCAGAACACAAAGCUGGCGAUCACGACAUUCUGGAGCUUGGACAAGUUCCAAAACAACAUAGCCGCCAUGAGGGAACUCGAGCAGGGGGAUUCCACAUCUAAAGAUGACGAUGUGUUUUAUGACCCUGAUGAUGAGUGGGAGCAAGAUAUAUCGGCCUCCUCUGCCUCAACCUCCUCCUCCUUCUCCCGUCGAAGGAGCAGGAGCUUGUUGAAGAGCAAGAGAAUCUCUGGUCGUCUCUACGAGAUCCGGGUCCAUCCGAUUCAGAGCCUCCACAACAGCUCCUCGCAGUCUGCUGGCUUCAUGGGUGUGGUCACACCGCCCUCCACCCAUUCCAUCAGCGGAGACUCUGCCAUGCCAGGCAUCUGCAAGGAGUUGAUUGGCCAGUCAGUGGCCCGUCUGCGUGAAUCUAGAGGGAUUGAAGAGAGCAUGGCAGACAGGCUGGCCUCUGAUCUGUACCUGGUGUAUGUGGCGGUCCAGACUAUAUCUGACCUAUAUGACAGCAUGGAUGAAGACAGCCAGGAGAAUGUGUUUGUGUGUAACUUGGUGGCCCGGACUCAGCUGGUCAAGGCCACCACAGCCAUAGAGAAUGCAGCGUUUGUUACCAUGCAGUGGUUGGCCAGCGUUAAACCCUCCUCCGGCCUGCUCUACACCCUCACUGAGGAGCUCAAAAGCCAAGUCAAAAAGAUGGGAGGAUUCUUUCAGCUCCUCAUUCAGGCUUGUGAAUCCGAGAUCGCAUCAAUGGUGACGGAGGCACGGAGGAAGAGCAGUCAGUGCCUGGACGCUGCAUUGCUCACACUUGGCCACCUGGCGGCAAUGACGGGCAUGCAGCUGAAUGCUGUGGAGCGGGUUGCCCAGGCCACAGGCAAGGUAACACCACCAUUAAUACCACAGCAGCAAUCCGCUGUUAUGAGUCUGCUAAAGGGGACCAAUAAGGGCGUCCGCUCUCUCUUAGAGGAGAGCCUCAUCAUUGCCAGAGAAAUGCUGAGAGAGGCUCAGCUGGCCUACCCCAGGAACCCAGUCCUCCAGAGUCUAAAAUCCAAGACUCUUGAUUUAGCCCGUGCUCUGCAGAACUACAUGCAUCGCCAUAUCACGGAGAGGGAGACUGACACAGAGCAGGUGGAGGAGGUGGAGGAGGAGGAGGCCUCGGUUUCCCAUUUGCAGAGACUGGGGAUUACAGUGACCAAGCUGUUCCAGCUGAAUCAGGCCAUCAGACAGCUGCAUUCCUCUCUGUCUACCGCCCUGCGAGGAAAAGACAGAGACUUCAACCUCGGCAGCUGCAGAGAACUAAUCUCCUCUGCCAAGGCUGUCGAUGAGCUGAUCACUGGUCUGUCCAAGGAGGGAGCAGUAACGCUGGCUCUGCGACUUCCCUGUCUUCAGAACGUCAUGGCUGCACGAGAUGAGCUCCACUCUGCCCUGCAGUCCCUGUCCUCCUGGAACCAGCAGGAUCCGGGAGCGAACAGAAGCUCUUCCGCUUCAGAUAAGAGCACAGAAGAUGAACUCUUGUCUAAAGAGAGUGCUACCACUCAUUGCUCUGUUAGAAAUCGAGUCGUGAGUAAGAGUGUACUCUCUCCCUCCAGGUGUGACAACUAAAAGCAACACACAUUGGGUGUAAUGUGCAUUUAUACCCUAUGCUAUUUUUUUAUGAUGUGCUCACAUCAUGUACGAUUUACUGUAAAAGUGAACUACUGGUAAUAACAAAUGUGUCGUGCACUAGACACUGCACGGACUCUAGUGCCAUUCAAGUUGAUAAACAGUUGUUAAAUUCACAUAAAGUCAACUCAGUGAGUCAAUAUGAGCAAACAAAAUAAUACAAUACGUGGCUGCUUCGAAAUUUAAUAAGUAAUUUGGCACUAAGAGCUUUAAAGGUAUUUUAGAUAUAAGCAUUAAGACUUAAGUCACCGCAAUAUGUAGAGUUCAUAUAAGAGUCAUUCUUGAUGGAUUAGCAGAGUUAGAAUACUUGGCAGUAAGGACAAUGUUUACUUACAGGAUUACUUACUUAUUUUUCAGAGGCCACUAAAUUAUUUUUGUUUUUUAUUAUUUCAAACAUGUAAGAUUUCAAUACGCAGGUGGCGUUAUGUUAAAAAAAAAAUAAUGAAAGGCUUUCUCCCUAUUCUCCGCUGUAUAUGAUUUCUUUCUUGUAUGAAUAUAUAUAUUUUGUUCUUUGCAGAAAGUUUUGCUCUUUUAUGUUGUAUAACACGUACUGCAACAAUUUGCACUCAGAAGGGUCUUGUAUACUCCAUGUUUCUCCUAAAUACAUGUAUUCCACAAAGUGUUUUAUGUCCUUUUUACUGUUCACUUUGUAAAAAUUUGAUAUGUCAAAAUAAUGUAACAACUUGUGCUUCCGCAAUAAAUUCACAUGGCUUGAUUUGACAAAGAUCCAAACCUUUCGUAACACAGGUGGAGUCCUGAUGAAGACUGACACUAGCACUGGAAU